This is a messenger RNA of Lactuca saligna, 837 nucleotides long. Lineage: Eukaryota; Viridiplantae; Streptophyta; Magnoliopsida; Asterales; Asteraceae. The record is from the annotation of a GenBank genome assembly.
AUGGUCAGCACCAGACGAGAUACUCGGUCCACUAAAAAAGUUUCAGAAUCGUCUUCUCUACUACAAAGAAACUUGUCCUCUGUUAAAACCGAAGAACAACAGCUUGAUGAUCCCACACAAAAUUCUAGUAAAAGAGCAGGACAGACGACGUCUGCAGCAAGCAAAAGAAGCUCGGCAUGUCUUGAUACGCCACCAACACUCAAGACCGAAGAUCCUUAUUCGGUGACGCAAACGGAGAUUCCUGCUGAGAAGAAGACACCCGAGGGUUCUCAUGAAACUGUAGAUUUAUGGCGUGGGAUUGCUGUGGGAAGGGAGGUGAAAGAGUUUCUCGAGGCUGUUGAGCACUGCUACCCACACACAUUUCAACGGGUUCAAAUUCGUGUUACACGGUUUUGGUUGGGUAAUUUGAAUGAACUCCAUGUAGCCAUAAAACGUUUCAUGGAGUCAUCCGUGGAUGCACUGAUGGAGGAGGAGAUAACCGGAUUUCAUCAAGAUUUUAAAGACUUGGAGAGUUUAGGAUUCGAUCUAACGUGGGCCCACAAGAGGCUAAACAUGGUUGCUAGGCUCAAGUUUGGAAACGAGCCUUUACAUAAAGAGUUGAUGGCCUUAGAACAAUCGUUAGGGCCGCUGAAGGAAAGGGUUGAUGGAACAAGGAAACAGUUACUGGAAUUUCAUAAUAUGUAUAGGAAGGCAAGUUCAGAAUAUGAAGAUGCUACAAAAGCUCGAAACAGGAAAGCAGAGGAGGUGGCACAAGAGUUUGGACCCGACUUUGAUCGCAUAUUAAAGGAUCGUCUUGGUUUUGGUAUGCUGCCAAACUCCUUAACUCGCAUUGCUUAA